Solanum dulcamara is the source of this 1362-nucleotide messenger RNA. Its product is annotated as dolichyl-diphosphooligosaccharide--protein glycosyltransferase subunit DAD1-like. The transcript is spliced from 5 exons. NCBI's taxonomy places the organism in Eukaryota, Viridiplantae, Streptophyta, Magnoliopsida, Solanales, Solanaceae. The coding region runs from base 164 to 514 and encodes 116 amino acids. The record is from RefSeq and is a predicted model, not a curated record. Gene Ontology annotation, cellular component: membrane; oligosaccharyltransferase complex. Gene Ontology annotation, biological process: protein N-linked glycosylation.
ACCGAACUGUAAUUCGUGAAUCCGCAGUCUACCUUCAAUAUGGAUAUGGCCAUAUGGGAGAGCGGAUGAAAAAAGCAAAAAACAAAAAAAACUAACAAUACAACAGAAUAGUUAACAGACGUCCAUCUCACUCAGUAGAGUUCGCAAGGAGGAGAAGAAAAAAAUGGCGGAAUCCUCAGCGACGAAAGAUGCAGAAGCUCUUCUUCAUUCUCUCUGUUCUGCUUACAAUGCAACUCCCACCAACCUCAAGAUUAUUGAUGUAUAUGUACUGUUUGCCCUCUUCACUGCCGUAAUUCAGGUGGUUUACAUGGCAAUUGUUGGGUCCUUCCCAUUCAACUCUUUUCUCUCUGGGAUACUCUCUUGUAUAGGCACUGCAGUCCUUGCUGUUUGUCUCCGAAUUCAAGUAAACAAAGAAAACAAGGAAUUCAAGGAUUUACCACCAGAACGUGCUUAUGCAGACUUUGUUCUCUGCAAUUUAGUGCUCCAUUUGGUGAUCAUGAAUUUCCUUGGAUAGAUUGACGUUCCUAAUCUCGAGAGUAUGUUGCUUUUUCCAAAUUUUUCUUGUCUUGUAAGGAUACUGAGGCAAUGAAUGAGGAUUUAGUAGCACUUUAGCAAUUUGAAAGUUUUUUGUCUGACCUUUUUCGAUCUUUCAUUCAUGAAUCUGAUAAUUUGUUAGUCAGAACUCAGAAAUACGUACUUUGGGUAGCUGGUCUUUGCUACGAACUUUCCUUCUUGACAUAUACGAACCCUUCUCAAAUAUAAUUUCUUUUUUUUUUGCAGCUCAUUUUUAAUGAUUUCUCCUUUUGAGUAUAGUAUUCGUUAACAGACGGACAUUCUUUUACCACUGUCCUCCUCUAGCUUAGUUAUUCGUGAAUGAAAAGUCGUUUUUAUUUCAAACUUAGAAGAAGAUAUUCAUACUACUGAAGUCUGAAGUCGGUUCGUAUAUAGAAAUUUUUGUUUAUAUUCAGUUGCAAAACAUUCGUCCAUGUAUUGCAAAGCAAGGCAUCACCCAGAUUAUACCAUGUCACUAAGGACCAAACUUUAAGAUUUACAUAAAAUAUCUAUAUUGAAAAUUUCAUGAAAAAAUAGAGUUUAAAUUUCUAUAGAGAAAAUUUCAUCCUAUUUAUCUGAGCCUUGGUGGAUAGAAUUACUUGGUACUCGUAUUGAUGCAGAUCCAAACACGACCCUUGCCCUGGAGUUCAAAGCUUUGAUAGGUGGAUCUAUUUGUUGGAGUUUCAAGAUUCAUGAACGUUUCAUGGAGUUCAAACUCUAGGAAUGAUUCAUGUAGUCAGUUAUUGCGAGAGUGCUCAUUCCUUAAGAUAUAUCUAUAUAAUAUAAUUUUUCGACAGUGAAUAUUCAUCU